GUUGAAAAAUAUUAAACGAUAUUACCAAGUGUGGCAUCGACAACGGCAACGCUGACGGUGAUCAAUCUGCUCUGCCGUGUAAGUUGAAAACCUCAGUUGGAAGCCUGAAAGCAUUGAAAAUACAGUAAAAGCUUACAAGAGCUUUUAUAAUAAUGCGACACGGUAAUAGCAAUAAAAGCAACGGGUACCUGGUGCACAAUGGCGGUGAUGCGCAACGUAGUUACUCAACUGAUGGUGAGGAGAGUCAUCAUGCUACCUCCGUAAGAACUUCAUCAGAAUAUGCUAUCGCCCACAAGCCCAGCUCUGUGAUUAAAAUCGUGGUACCUUCUCAACAGAAAAGUCGCCGGUCGACUAAUGAAAGGGAUAACGUUAAACGUGUACAUGUAUCACGGAAUGGACGUACUGGUUCUGAUUUAUCGAGAGACUCUCCGCCAAAUAAUAAUAAUAAUAGUAGUAAUAAUAAUAAUAAUAAUUUUAGCAAUAAUAAUGAUAAUAAUCACAACAAUCGGCAUAAUCAGUCAAACAAUGGUUCAGAAACAAAUAUACCAAUUUUUAUUACCAACAGUAAUUACCGAACAACAUCAGAUAUUAGCCGCGGAUCACGUCACAGUCCGGUGCCCAGUUCAAGAAUAGAUGACAGGGCGCCCAGUCAUUAUAGCUGUGGAUCUGCGAGAUCUGGUGGAUCGACCGUAAAGACUAAAACCUCCCGGCAUGGCGGUAUCAUUAUUGAAACAAUGUCCACUCCCAAUCCUUUUUGUCCGAACACCAAGGGAAUGUGUUGUCUCAUGUUGCUCUUAAACCUCAGUCUUAUCCUUGUCACACUUGGCUUCGUCAUAGUUACUCAAAUAUUCCAGCCGGUUAUUGUCUGGAUCUUAGGCAUUGUCUUUGUCAUUUUUGGAUUCUUAACACUCUUAGGUAGUAUGGUAUACUGUAUACAUGUAUGCAAAAAUUCCAAAAAUCCUGGUGAAAUAGAUCCAGAAGACUUUUAUUGGACGCGUUAUUGGCAAGGUCAUGUUGGCUCAGCUCCAGAAAUUCAUUACAAGGCUGAAGGAAAGUAUCAAGAUGACGGAGGAAGUGACCGAAGUAAAUAUUCGGUUAAUUAUUCAGAACGUCGCAGUCAACGAUAUUAAAUUUAAAUCAAUUUUUAUUUAUUAAAUAAAACAUUUUAUUAUAAAGACAAAAAACUUUCCUAUUUAAAAAAAAAAAAAAAAAAGCAGGAACAAAAACUUUUGUUUGUUAUGAAUAUAUUUUAAAUUAAACACACCAAAUCGGGUACUCGACUUUUUAUGUCUGGUAUCUAGUUUUUAUUUUUUAUAAACGCAAGUCAAAUUAUUUUUUCACAAUGGCUUGGUAUAACAAAUAGACUGGUAUAAUGUGCCGUAACAAAUAGUUUUUAUUUUUUUUUUAACAAAUAUUGAAUUGUUUUACAGUAAAUCAACUUCUUCUAUUUUUAAUAACUCAUCAAUUAUUAUUAUUAUUUUUUUUUUUUUUUUUUUAUUGAAUUAAUAUUCAUUCAAUAGUUUUUAUUUACAAAUUGUUACCAACAUCUU
Messenger RNA from Cotesia glomerata, 1550 nucleotides. RefSeq names its product probable serine/threonine-protein kinase ndrD. Lineage: Eukaryota; Metazoa; Arthropoda; Insecta; Hymenoptera; Braconidae. Bases 153 to 1130 code for a protein of 325 amino acids. The record is from RefSeq and is a predicted model, not a curated record. The transcript has 6 exons.